AUGGCCGCGCGCCUAAUUGGGCUGUACCUCUUUUUCAAUUUUUUUACCUUAUCCUUAACUUUUCGUUUUAGACUUGAUUUUUCGAUGGAUUUAUUACAUCCUCCUUUACAACCCCUCCAAAUUCACCCAAAUAUGAAUUCUGUGGAGGAACAUUUUAAAAACUUUUCGAGACGUGCUCAACGUAUUUGCCAUGAAAACGAAAGAAGCAAUCUUCUCGCAUUGAUGAGAUUAGUACUAAAUUCUCUUUUGGACGAUCAAAUUCGAGGCACUCGAAUAUUGGACUUGGUAGAAUCUCAAGUAAUUAGUGAUUUCUUCAUUAUAUUCGAAAAGUGCCUUUGGCAUGGGUUUAAAGUGCCAGCUUCUUCUCUUAUUGGCAGAAGAAAACUUCCAGAAACUGAGAUGUGGGAAUUUGUUGGUAUUGCAAGCAAAACGAAUAAAGAAAUGGAAGAUUUGUAUAAUAGUUUGGGUGGAAUGAGUACUUUAAGAUCAGUGUUAAGUAAAUAUAGAGGAUUUUGGCGAUUGGCUUUAAUGCAAAAAAGACUGGCGGAAUAUCUUUUAUGUCUCUAUGAGUGCCCAAAGAAAGACCAAUUCUACGAACCAUGGGCGCUAAUUAGAAGUGAAAGUUGCAGUUUUCUUUGUGGCGCUUUUCUAUCUCUAAAUGUUUUUGAUAGCAAUUUGCUUGUUGAGGAAGACGCACUUUUGGAACAAAUCAAUUCUUUCGAUUUAACUCCAUAUAUUCGGCUGCCGACUUUGCCUGGGCAUUUCCCCGAAGCUUUCGAUAACGAUAAAGACUGUUCGAUUACUACAGAAGAGGAAUAUACUGAUUUGAGGACUAUAUUGGAUCAAAAACAAUAUUUGGAAGAGAGGAAUAGACAAUUAAGUGCUAAUAUAGAACAACUAAAAAUUAAAGUAGACAAAUUUUCUAAUGGAUGUUCUACAAAAGAGACUUUACACAGAAACGAUUCUUCACUAAUUUUUACUGAACGUUUGAGGGACUUGGAACGUGAAAGGGACAUUCUGAGAGCAAGAUUGGCAGAAAAAGAGGACAGUUUAGCAAUUAGUCAAGACCAAUUAAAAGGCACUCGUCGUUUUACCGAAGAUUUGUACGAAAAAUUAAAAGCUUCAGAAUGUAAAAUAAAAAGAUUUCAAUCAGAUAUAGAAAAAAUGAAAGAAUUAAAUACUAAAGAGGUUAAAAAUUUAAAUGAAUUUUUAAUUUCUUUGGCAAAAAAUUUAAAAAAUGAGCAAAUGGAGGAAGAAGAAUGCUUCAAAUUGGAAUUUGUUAAAAUUACAAAAAUUUAUUCUGAAACAAUGGCUAUGCUUAAAAAUAAAAAUGAAGAGUUAAGUGCUGAAAGAGAAAGUUUAAAUUCAUUAAAAAGUGAAUGUAAUGAAUUAAAUGCUAAAAUUAAGGCUUUAACCAACAUUGAAAGUGAAUUGUUAGAAUUAAAAGAAGAUUAUAGAAAAUGUAAACAAGAAUUGAGUGAAUCAAAACAAGCAUUACAAGAAUUUAGUGAAGCUUUGAGUGAAUCAAAAUUACGUAUGGUUGAAUUAAAAGAAGAAAUUAUGCCUUUAAGUGAUGCAAAAUGGAUAAAAGAUAAAGAGGCUGUGCAGUGUAGACUUUGUGAUAUUCAAUUCUCGGUAAUUCAAAGAAGACAUCAUUGUAGGUAA
This is a messenger RNA of Meloidogyne enterolobii, 1665 nucleotides long. The record is from the annotation of a GenBank genome assembly. NCBI's taxonomy places the organism in Eukaryota, Metazoa, Nematoda, Chromadorea, Rhabditida, Meloidogynidae.